AGGAAAGGAGGGCCACGGACGGCAUGUCAUGUUGUAUUAAAAAUCCUCGUCCUCGUCAUGACAAGGCGUCUCCAAAUAAACCGGGGGGGCAUCCGAACAGGUGCAGCCCACAGCCCCCCCUUUGUCCCGGCCGCCCUGUCUGUCGCCCAACAGUACGGAGUAGAGAGCAGCGUAUGUCAGCAGCGAUCGGAGACCGACGAGGGACUUCUCACACAAACGCACGCACACACGCACGCACACUCACACACAUUCCUUGCAUCCUGGUCGAGUCGUUGUCGUCUCGUCCACAUGUAUGUACUUCGUAGCAGUGCGCCAUUGAUCGUCGCCGCCGCCUCAUAUGGCCAACACGCCGGCCAGGGGAUUAAUAAAAGGAAAAGGAUAACCGCCUCUUGCCGGCCACGCUCUGGGCGCGGCUGCUGUUCCGCAACGGCUCCCGUCGUCUCAGCUGCUGUGCCGGCGGCUCAGUUGGCCGAUGAGCUGAGGUGAAGAGUCGCCUGAUGAGGUCAAGUGGUGGUUCUUGUUUCGUUUCACGCUUCCGACCCGCCUCGCACCUGCCGUUGUUGUUUGUUUUCCGCUCGUCCCGUGAGCCCGACCGCCUCGCGCCCGCCGUCGUCACUUGUUGGUAGGACGCGGCGACACCUCAUACCUGCUGGGGAGCGAGAACACACACAAGAAAGAAAAAACAAAACAAAAAAAUAUGCCGCCUCUGCUACCUGGCCUCCCACGACGAGCGCUGCUGCUCUCGCGGCACACGCCUCUGCGAACAACAGGCGUCGCACGCCGCCGACCAGCGUCCACGGGCACUCCUGGGUCCAAGUCGCCCGCCGCCGCGACAUGGAACUCGCGUCUCGUCCAUCUCGCCAUCGGCAUCGCGCUUGGCGGCGCCGCGACGGCCGGUGUCGUUGCCGCCAUCAGCCGCCGCUCCGAUGAGGCAAAAGGUCUGGCUGCGGAACAAGUGCCGCCGCCGCUGCCAAGGUGGAGGAGGGGGAGCGACUCCCGCCGCCUUGCCAAGUCUCGUCGUAGAUAUGCCGACAGGCAGACCACACUCCAGGCUGUCUCAGAGAUACGCAGGGCCCUCGGGGAUGAUGCCGUCAGCACCGACGACGACGAUGUCGAGCAGCACGGCUACUCGGAAUGGUCCACGUCCAACACCGACGCCCGCCCCGUCGCCGUCGUUCGCCCAGCCUCGACUGAGCACGUCGCCGCCGUCGCCCGCAUCUGCUCCCGCUACCGGGUGCCCAUGGUGCCCUACGGCGCCGGCUCCAGCGUCGAGGGCAACUUCAGCGCCCCCUUCUCCGGCGUCUGCAUCGACCUCUCCGCCAUGGAUCGCAUCGUCGCCUUCCACCCCGACGACAUGGACGUCGUGGUCGAGGCCGGCGUCAAUUGGACGCGCCUCAACGAGGCCAUCAAGCCCUCUGCCCUGUUCUUGCCGCUGGAUCCCAGUCCCACCGCCCUCAUUGGCGGCAUGGUCGCGACCAACUGCAGCGGCACCAAUGCUGCCAAAUACGGCACCAUGAAGGACUAUGUAAUCAACCUAACAGUUGUGUUGGCCGACGGCACCGUUGUCCGAACCCGAAACCGCCCUCGGAAAACAUCGGCCGGCUACAACCUCAACGGCCUGUUUGCUGGCUCCGAGGGCACCCUGGGCAUCAUCACCGAGGUCACUCUGAAGCUUGUCAAUGUGCCGUCCGCCUUCAGCGUCGCCACGUCCACCUUUGCCACUAUCAGAGAGGCCGCGGAUGCCGCCUCUGCCAUGGUGCGCGGCGGCGUGCCCGUAGCCGCGCUUGAGUUGAUGGACGACGUGCAGAUGAAAGUCGUCAACAAGAACGGCGGCGCCGGCGGCCGCAUGUGGGAUGAGCUGCCCACCCUAUUCAUCAAGUUCUCGGGCACGGAAAACACAAUAAAGGACAGUGUCCUCCAGGCUCGACGUGUGGCCGAGUCGCACAAGUGCCGGUCUUUCGAGUCCGCCGAAACCAUCGAGCAGAUGGACUCACUCUGGUCAGCCAGAAAACAGGCGCUGUGGGCAUCCCUCGCAAUAAGACCCGAAGGCACGCAGAUUUGGUCCACCGACGUUGCGGUUCCGCUUUCGCGCCUGGGCGACAUUAUUGAGACUUCGAGAGAAAACGCCUCUAGGUUAGGUCUCUUCAACAGCAUACUGGGACACGUGGGCGACGGCAACUUUCACCAGAUGAUCAUGUACAACCCGGCCGAUGCGUCACAGACCAGAGCAGUGGGCGACUGCGUGGAUGCCAUGGUGAACAAGGCUCUUGAACUGGAAGGGACCGUUUCGGGCGAGCACGGCAUAGGCCUGGGCAAAAAGCACUGCCUAGCCAAAGAACUGGAUCCAUCCACAAUCGGGGUGAUGAAGGCUUUAAAGGAGGCACUCGACCCCCACUGGCUGCUUAACCCAGGCAAGGUAUUUGAUGAGUGAUGCCAUCUUUCUAAUGCCUUAUCAUAGAUUGAGGCCAAGGUGUCCUGCCACCGACAUGUGAUGUCAGUGGUCGUGCGCGACUCUAAGCAGUGAUCAUGAUGUAAAUUCCGUAGCCGCAAGGCUCCCAGUGGGCGAACAUUGACGCCUAGCCUCGACUCAUCCCAUCUGUAGUAAUACUGAGGCGAGCCCAUCCUUCGAUACGGCCCCUCUCUUAGCCUCACUUCUGCAUCACCCUGAUGUUCGUGCAUGCCCAGUCCACGCUUCUCGAUCCUGGCCUACCCGGGACUAGCAAAUGUUGCCCACUCGAG
This is a messenger RNA of Purpureocillium takamizusanense, 2739 nucleotides long. RefSeq names its product D-lactate dehydrogenase (cytochrome). Gene Ontology annotation, cellular component: mitochondrion. The transcript is spliced from 7 exons. Gene Ontology annotation, molecular function: FAD binding; D-lactate dehydrogenase (NAD+) activity; D-lactate dehydrogenase (cytochrome) activity. The coding region runs from base 698 to 2431 and encodes 577 amino acids. Gene Ontology annotation, biological process: lactate catabolic process. The record is from RefSeq and is a predicted model, not a curated record. Lineage: Eukaryota; Fungi; Ascomycota; Sordariomycetes; Hypocreales; Ophiocordycipitaceae.